Penicillium bovifimosum is the source of this 2244-nucleotide messenger RNA. RefSeq names its product alpha-galactosidase. Gene Ontology annotation, molecular function: alpha-galactosidase activity. The record is from RefSeq and is a predicted model, not a curated record. Lineage: Eukaryota; Fungi; Ascomycota; Eurotiomycetes; Eurotiales; Aspergillaceae. The transcript has 2 exons. Gene Ontology annotation, biological process: carbohydrate catabolic process. The coding region runs from base 1 to 2244 and encodes 747 amino acids.
AUGGUUCACGCAUUAGGGGGCAUUGUGGCCACUGGCCUCGUGGCUCUACUGGCACAUCCGCAGGCUGUCAUGGCUAAGGGUUCUACCGGAAAGCCAAUUGUGGCAGAUGGUACCUCAUUUGCCCUCAAUGGCAAUAGUGUCUCAUACCGGUUUCAUAUCGACAACACUACCGGUGAUCUGCUAGGAGACCACUUCGGAGGCUCCGUCGGGGCUGAUAUCCCUCUUGAGUCUGUUCAUGGCACCGCAGGUUGGGUUGGAGCCUCAGGACGUGUGCGCCGCGAGUUCCCAGACCAGGGACGAGGGGACUUCCGGCUCCCUGCGAUUCGCAUUCGCCAGUCAGAAGGCUAUACCGUGUCAGAAUUCCAGUACAAAUCGCACGAUAUUAUUGCAGGAAAACCCGCUCUGGCUGGUUUGCCGGCGACAAUGGGCUCAGAAGAUGAUGUUAGUACCCUGGUCGUUCAUCUGUAUGACAAGUACAGCGAUGUUGCUGCCGACCUCUCAUACUCGAUUUUCCCUGAGCACGAUGCCAUUGUGCGUAGCGUGAAUGUUACGAAUAAUGGAAAGGCCAAUAUCACAAUUGAGUCUCUGGCAAGUCUGAGUGUGGACCUGCCCCUUGGAGAUAUGGACAUGAUCAGUCUCCGCGGUGAUUGGGCAAGGGAGGCUCAUCGAGAGAGGAGAAAGGUCGAAUACGGCAUCCAAGGCUUUGGAAGUGCUACUGGUUACUCGUCUGCGCUCCACAAUCCGUUCUUGGCUUUGGUGGAUUCCACCACCACCGAGAGCCAUGGAGAGGCUUGGGGAUUUUCUCUUGUGUACACCGGAUCAUUCUCUGUGGACGUCGAGAAGGGCUCACAGGGCUUCACGCGCGCUCUCCUUGGAUUCAACCCUAGCCAGCUCUCUUGGACUCUGCCCCCCGGAGAGACUCUGACCUCCCCUGAGUGUGUGUCGGUAUACUCCCAAGAUGGUAUUGGUGGCAUGUCCCGCGCAUUGCAUCGCCUGUACCGCAACCAUCUCACCAAGAGCAAGUUUGCCAAGAGUGACCGUCCUCCUCUGCUCAACAGCUGGGAAGGACUGGGCUUCAACCUCAACGAGAGCAACAUCUACAAUCUGGCCAAGGAGUCCGCCGAGAUUGGUGCCAAGCUUUUUGUUCUGGAUGAUGGCUGGUUUGGCAAGGAAUAUCCCCGUACUUCCGAUACGGAGGGACUUGGCGACUGGGUACCGAAUCCAGACCGAUUCCCAGAUGGUCUGGAGCCCUUCGUGAAGAAGAUCACUGACUUGAAAGUCGCAAACUCAUCAGAGAAACUGCGCUUUGGUAUUUGGGUCGAGCCGGAAAUGGUCAAUCCCAAGUCGACUCUGUAUGACGAACAUCCCGACUGGGCUUUGCAUGCAGGAUCCUACCCUCGCACCGAGGUCCGCAACCAGCUUGUGCUGAACCUUGCCCUUCCCGAAGUUCAGGACUACAUCAUCAAGGCUGUCUCCGACAUUCUCGAGAGCGCGGAUAUCACCUACGUCAAGUGGGAUAACAACAGAGGCAUGCACGAGGUGACUUCCCCAGCCACCCACCACGCCUACAUGCUCGGUAUGUACCGUGUCUUCGAUACGUUGACCAGCAAGUUCCCCGAUGUCCUCUGGGAGGGCUGUGCCUCGGGCGGAGGCCGUUUCGACCCAGGUGUACUGCAGUACUUCCCGCAGAUCUGGACAUCAGAUGACACGGAUGCCGUCCAGCGCAUCUCCAUCCAGAUGGGUACCUCUCUUGCCUACCCGGCCAGUGCGAUGGGCGCCCAUCUGUCCGCCGUGCCAAACCAGCAGACGGGCCGUACAGUUCCUGUGUCUUUCCGCGGCCAUGUUGCGAUGAUGGGCGGAGGCUUUGGUCUGGAACUUGAUCCGGCUGAAAUGCCAGAGGAUGAUAAGGCCGCUUUGCCAGGACUCAUUGCGCUCGCGGAGAAGGUGAGCCCGCUUGUGCUCAAUGGUGAUAUGUGGCGGUUGAAUCUUCCGGAGGAAUCGAACUGGCCCGCGGUUUUGUUUAUCUCCGAGGAUGGUCAGCAGGCUGCGUUGUUCGUCUACCACGUCGUUCCCAAUAUCAACUUCGCCUACCCGCGCAUCAGAUUGCAGGGUCUGGAUGCGCAGGCCUCGUACAAGGUCGAUGGUGAUGCGGUCUACACUGGCGCAACCUUGAUGAACCUUGGUCUGCAGUUCCCCUUGGAGGGUGAAUUUGCCAGUCAGGUGGUGAUGUUGGAGAAGCAAUGA